AUGUCGGUAGCAAAAAAAAGCUGUAAACCAAGCACAAUAAAAUUUAUCCCUCAACUUCAAAAAACCCCAGAAGAAGCCAGGCCAUGCACCAGAGUCUAUAACCCAGAGGAAAAUCUCCCAUCAAAACGAAACCCUGAUCCACUCUCAGAUGCUCCUCAAAAGCGAAUCCAAACUGCAGUACCCUUCGCACUUACUGAUAUAGAAUUUUACUUAAAAGAGCUUGACGAAAUUUUUACAAAUCGAAAUAAGCGCGUUGAAAUCAAUGACUCCUCCAAACCAAAUCCUUCAGAAAAAUCAGUAAAAAAUGAAGACCUCGUUAAGAGGGAAGAAGAAUUGUCAAAGCCUUCUGACAACGAAGCAAGUAAAGUCAAAAUCAUAGAGUCAGAAGAAAUUAUUGUGAACACUGAGAAUCUUGGAGAUGUUAGGGAAGUGGUCAAGCAUAGGUCGCAACCCUACACCCCCACCCCCCUAAAAGUGGUACCCCCAACCCCCCACCCCCCCUAAAAAAUGGUACCCCCACCCCCCUAAAAAAUGACACCCCCCCCCCCUUAAUAUAGCAUAAAUAUAUGACAAAUGCCAAUUUAGAGCAGCGUAAUAUAUAAAUUAUUAUUUUAAAUAUUCAAAAUUACUGAUUUAUACAAUAUCCACAUAGCGUAGCACAAUCGAUUAAGGAGUAGGUGGAAUGAGGUGAGAAUUUCCUAUAACUACUAAGCACACCACAUAUGAAAAAAAUUUGUUAACAAGCAUAAUAAUGAUCUUUGGUAUUAAUUAGCAGUAUAUCCUGCAUAUAUUUAUGAACUUUGUGGAACAAUGGCUAAAAGUCGAAAUAGAGAUCCAAAAGUAAAACUGACAAUAGCAAAUACUAUUUUUAUUAGCACUAUUGAAUCCUGCUACCAAUUCAGUCCUGCAAUCCUUGUACAAUGGUCAUCAGAUUAGCUUUAAUUUAUGAAUCAAUAAAUUUAAUGCAAGUUAUUGUAUUGUGCUUGGCUAAUUUAAUAAUUAAUGCCAUUAUCUAUAUCUUUGGCAUUAUAUUUAUAAAUAUAAAAACAAAAUUAAUAUAUUUUCUAAUUAAUUGCUAAUUAGUUUAAAUUUAUUAAUUAAUCAUAAAUAUAAAGUAAUUUGUGGACUUAAUUUAUCAAUAUAGUGUUUUAAUUGGGUUAUGUUUAAAAUAUUCUGCUUGUUUCCUAUCAAUUACUUCUAUAGAAUAAACCCGAGAGGGAGUGGGGGUGCCAUCUGUGAAAGGGGUGGGGAUGUCUGGUUGCUACCUAUGCUUGACCAGGGAAGAAAUAAAAUUGACACCUGAGGAAACUGCUGAGCUGAAAUUGAAAUUUAUUGAAGAUUUAAAUAAAGCGACAAAAUUAACCUUUACUCAAUUAAACGUGGUUGAAAAAUUCAAAAUUCCAUUUAUUCAAGACUCCUGGGCAUGGCAAGAGAAGAAGCCUGUGAUCCGUGACUUUAAAAUCAGUCAAUUUAAAGGAAACUCUUAUGAGAAGUCUAAAGGAAAUGUUGGAUUAUCUAAAAGGCAGCCUCGCAAGCUGGGUGUUGAUAUAACUUCUUUACUUGCAGAAAUCCCUAUUUCAUUACGUCCAAUUUUCACAGGCUCUUUGAUAGUAAAGCCUAUAAAACUUCAAAUAAACAUCAGGGCAAACUCAUAUCAAGAAUACAAAAAAUUAAUAGCCUCACCUCCAAUCAUAACCCCUGUUGAAUAA
This is a messenger RNA of Blepharisma stoltei, 1709 nucleotides long. Lineage: Eukaryota; Ciliophora; Heterotrichea; Heterotrichida; Blepharismidae. The record is from the annotation of a GenBank genome assembly.